Striga asiatica is the source of this 624-nucleotide messenger RNA. Lineage: Eukaryota; Viridiplantae; Streptophyta; Magnoliopsida; Lamiales; Orobanchaceae. The record is from the annotation of a GenBank genome assembly.
AUGAAACUAUACUCCGUUACCAUCACCAGGCAAAUUGUAAAUUAUCCCGUCUGCGGAUUUCAAUGGUUUACACACACCAUAGCCGUGAGCUUCAAGGCCACGUGCUGCCAUCGUCGCCCUCCCCACAACCUAGACGUAAGCAGUCGCGACCCGCCUUCCGGCGACCACCCAUCGUCCCCGAGUAGUGCAACCGUCCGCGCGAGUAGAAGCAGCGCCCUUUGUCCUCCGAACAGCCCUUCCAUGAGACGCCGACGGAUCUCCGAGCAAACUAUCUGCCAUCACGGGCCCAGCCGAGUCAAGUUCCUUACAGCAGCCCCGUCCACCAUCACCGCUGAGGACUCAGUCUGUGAAUCGGCCACCGUUCGACGUCGCAACCUAACCGUUCCUUGCCAAGAAGUUCGCUCACAGCAGCCAGGACCUAUCCGCACUUUAGAUGUCGAGUCGUUCGUCCACCCGUCCGUUCAAAGGAGUGUAAUGUUGAAAGGCAGAGGCAUAGUUGGCAGGAGAUGUGAGCAUCUGUACAAUAGCCGUUAUCGCAGUCGGAGCUUUAUGGCACUUCCGCAGACCGGAGAAGACUGUGCUUCUUCUUCAAGAAGCGUCGGGCGGACUUCCUUCGCCGAGUGA